Phoenix dactylifera (date palm) is the source of this 1099-nucleotide messenger RNA. RefSeq names its product zinc finger protein GIS3-like. NCBI's taxonomy places the organism in Eukaryota, Viridiplantae, Streptophyta, Magnoliopsida, Arecales, Arecaceae. Gene Ontology annotation, cellular component: nucleus. The record is from RefSeq and is a predicted model, not a curated record. Gene Ontology annotation, molecular function: transcription cis-regulatory region binding; DNA-binding transcription factor activity. Gene Ontology annotation, biological process: trichome differentiation; cytokinin-activated signaling pathway; trichome morphogenesis.
AAAUACACGCGCUCAGCCCAUCCCACAUGAGCUCCAUAUGCCCCUCUCCUCCUCCUCCUCCUCCUCCUCCUCCUCCUCUCUCUCUCUCUCUCUCUCUCUCUCUCUCUCUCUCUCUCUCUCUCUCCCCCCUAUCUAUCUACAUCUAUAGUUGAUAAGGACUGAGAUGAUAAAAGUAGUGCUAUAGGGAUUGUAAGGAGAUGGCAGGGAUCCAGUGCCAGACCAAACCUACUACCACCAGCAGCCCACGCCUGAAGCUUUUCGGUUUCCACGUGUCCGAGGACGACGAGGCCGACCACCAGUCCUCGCCGGAGGCUGGCGCUACCUCCGAUCCCUUGUCCACCAUCACGGCGGCCACGGCCCCCGGGGACGGGAGGAAGUACGAGUGCCAGUACUGCUGCCGGGAGUUCGCCAACUCGCAGGCGCUGGGCGGCCACCAGAACGCACACAAGAAGGAGCGCCAGCAGCUGAAGCGCGCCCAGCUCCACCACCACGCCGCCGGCGGCAGCCACCGCUCGCAGACCGGCGCCCUGUACCCCCGCAACCCCAUGGCCUCCGCCUUCGGUCCCCCGCCUCACCUCCUCGCCGUCGGCAGCGGCGCCACCGCUCAUCUCGUGGGACCCACCUCCUCCCCACCUCCGGCCAGCAGCUGGGUCUAUUACUCCCGGGCGGGCCCGCCCUUCUACCUGUCGCAAGGCUGCGUCGUCCCCUCCGCCGCGCGGGCGUCGCCGGCCUACGCCGCCUACUCCCAGGCCGCUUCCGAGGUGCACGGCGCCAGCCUCCGCUGCUACGAUGAGGACCGGCAGGUCGACGAGCCCUCGACCGCCCGGUUCCCCGGUUCGGCUCUGGGCGGCGGGGCGAGGGACCUGCCGGCCGGUGGUACGGACGAGACGUCCGGGCUGGACCUCCACCUUAGCUUGGCUCCCGCUGGCUUCUGACUCGGUCUCGACUCGGACGCCAGCAUCGACUCAUCUCGCUCGUAUCAUGACAUAUGUAUGAAUUAAUUCUAUGGUGGAUCGGAUCCUGUAAAUUGCGGUUAUUUUUUUGUUAUAUUUUCUAUGAUUCCAUUUUGUUCCAUUCAAUGAAUGACUUCUUCGUAUGA